Molecule: messenger RNA, 1396 nt
Organism: Trifolium pratense (red clover)
Lineage: Eukaryota; Viridiplantae; Streptophyta; Magnoliopsida; Fabales; Fabaceae
Product: feruloyl CoA ortho-hydroxylase F6H1-3-like
Exons: 2
Coding region: 319-1383 (354 amino acids)
Source: RefSeq, a predicted model, not a curated record
GAAAAUUUCUCAUUCUGGCCCCUCACUUUCUCACCUAUCCCUAUUUUUCUAUUUUUGCCCUUGGUCAAAAAAUUCGGAACGCGUUUUCCGAAUUUUUUUUGUCUUUAAAAAAAUAUUCGAAAUGUGUUUUCCGAAUUUUUUUCAAAUUUAAACUAAAAAAAUUCGAAAAACACAUUCCGAAUUUUUUGACUAAGGCAAAAAUGGAAAAACAGGGGCAGGUGAGAAAGUGAGCGGAUGUGAUGAGAAAUUUUGGCUUCACUGCUUGUUAUUAUUCCAACUUCCAAGUUCUCAAAUCCCAAUCAAUACUAUCCUUAAAUCAUGUCCACCACACCAACAAAUCUCAUAGAUUUCUUGGUUAACCAAGCUAAUGGUGUAAAAGGUCUUGCUGAUCUAAAUCUCCCUAAUGUUCCUCCCCAAUAUUUCCAACCAAUUCAAGCUAGAUUAAACAAAUCCAAAAUUAUCCCACAAGACUCAGAACAAUCAAUACCCAUCAUUGAUUUCACAAACUGGGAUGACCCAGAAGUUCAAGAUUCAAUUUUUAGUGCUGCAACUAACUGGGGUUUCUUCCAAAUUGUGAAUCAUGGGAUACCCAUUAAUUUACUUGAUGAUCUUAAAGCUUCUGUCCACAGAUUCUUUGAAUUACCAGUUAAGGUGAAGAAAUCUGUGAAAGAGAAUUCACCUCCUGAAGUUGUGAGGUUAGGCACUAGUUUUAGCCCUCAUGCUGAGUCAGUGCUGGAGUGGAAGGAUUACCUACAGCUUGUGUAUGCUUCAGUGGAGACAAUUCAUUCAUAUUGGCCUGCUGUAUGCAAGGAUGAAGCACUAGAAUAUAUGAAACAUGCUGAAGCUUUUAUUAGAAAAUUACUUAAGGUGCUUCUUAAGAAACUAAAUGUGAAUGAGUUAGACAAAGAAAGAGAACAAACCCUAAUGGGUGCAAUGAUAUUAAGCUUCAAUUACUACCCAGCUUGUCCUGAACCUGAACUAGUAGCAGGAGUAUGUCCUCAUUCUGAUAUAUCAUCUAUCACUGUUCUUCUACAAGAUGGUAUUGGUGGACUUUAUGUAAGAGACAAAGAUGGUAAUAGUUGGAUCAAUGUUCCUCCUGUUAAUGGAGCAUUGGUGAUCAACAUUGGAGAUGUGCUACAGAUAAUGAGCAAUGGAAGAUACAAAAGUAUAGAGCAUAGAGUGGUUGCUAAUAGAAAUAAAACUAGGAUCUCCAUGCCAAUAUUUGUUAACCCUACACCUGAUAGUGUCAUUGGCCCUUUACCAGAAAUGUUGGAGAAUGGGGAUGAGCCACAGUAUAAACAAGUUGUGUUUUCUGACUAUUUCAAAUAUUUCUUCAGCAAAGGUCAUGAUGGGAAGAAAACUAUUGAAUUUGCAAAGAUAUGAUGAUUUGUUCUCA